AUGAAUUGGGAGGAUUAUGCUAAGGCCAUCGCGAGUAGGUUUGGCCCUGCCUUUGAUGAUCCAAUGUCAGAAUUAAUGUCGCUCAAACAAUUAGGAUUUGUUGUUGAAUAUAUGGAGCAGUUUGAGAACAUCUUGACCAGAGUGGAAUUGACUGAAGAAUAUAAAGUCAAUUGCUUCAUUACCGAGUUAGAAUAUGAAACACAGAUGCAUGUGAAGAACCUGUACCCUUCUUUACUGAAAAAUAUUAUUGAGAAGUUGGUGAAUGAAAUGUUGGAGAAAGGUAUUAUACAACCUAGUGUAAGUCCUUAUGCUUCUCCUAUUGUUCUAGUGGGAAAGAAAGAUGAUUCAUGGUGCCUUUGUAUAGAUUACAGAGAAUUAAACAAUAGAAAUGUGAAGGAUAAGUUCCCUAUCCCUCUUUUGGAUGAUCUCUUGGAUGAGCUAUCUGGUGCUAGUGUAUUUACUAAAUUGGAUUUAAGAUCUGGUUACCACCAACUUCGAAUGCAUAAGGAGGAUGUAUUCAAAACAGAUUUUAAGACACAUGAAGGGCAUUAUGAAUUUUUGGCAAUGCCCUUUGGUCUCACAAAUGCUCUAUUUUCAUUUCAGAAUUUGAUGAAUCAUGUCUUUAAGCAACAUCUUAAAAGAUUUGUCUUAGUCAUUUUUUAUGAUAUUCUGGUGUAUAGUAUAGAUUUGCUGACUCAUCUACAUCAUUUGGAACUUGUUUUUGAGUAUCUGCCAUUGCAUUCUUUGUAUGUUAAGAGAAGCAAAUGUUCCUUUGUUGCUUCUAGAGUGGAGUACUUGGGGCACUUUAUUUCUUCCCAGGGGGUUGCUACUGACCCUACUAAAAUUUCAGCAGCCAAGAAUUGGCCUCCACCUACUAACUUGAAACAGCUAAGGAGAUUCUUGGGAUUAUCAAGAUAUUAUAGGAAAAAAAUCAAUUCUCAUGGAAUGAAACAGGCCCAAGUGGCUUUUGAUCAAUUGAAGGAAGCUCUUUGCUCUGCCCUAGUCCUAGCUCUUCCUGAUUUUUCCAAGACUUUUGUCAUUGAGAAUGAUGCUUCAGGUGUGGGUAUUGGUGCAGUUCUUAUGCAGGAUAAUCAUCCUAUUUCUUAUAUAAGUCGCACCCUCAGUCCUUUGCAUCAAGCAAAAUCAUACAAAAAGGGGCAGGAAAAUAAGAUAGCAGAUGCUCUUUCAAGGCUGCAAUAUUCUGAACUUCUGUUAUUGGCUUUGAGUGCACUAGAUGCAGAUUUGUAUCAACAGUUGCAAAAAGGGAAAUUGGUUGUGGGUUCUUCUGCUGCUCUUAAGCAGUCUAUUCUUAACUGGAUGCAUGAUUCACCAUUUGGAGGCCAUUCUAGUCAUGCAACAACUUUGCAGAGGAUUAAGUCACUGUUUUAUUGGAAGGGAAUGUCUAAAGAUCGUCACCAAUACAUCUGGUCCUGUAGUACAUGUCAAACUUGCAAAUAUGAUUCCUCUGCUUAUCCUGGUCUACUGCAGUCCUUACCUAUCCCUGAUAAAGUUUGGUCUGCAAUAUCAAUGGACUUUAUUGAGGGGUUGCCUACUUCUUUUGGGAAGGAUGUUAUUUUUGUGGUAGUUGAUCGCUUAAGCAAAGUUGCCCACUUUAUGGCUUUACGACAUCCAUAUACAACCCUGCAAGUGGCUCAACUUUAUCUUAAUGAGGUCUUUAAGCUCCAUGGGUUGUCGGAUACAUUAUCUCUGAUAGGGAUCAUGUGUUCCUCUCUGAAUUUUGGACUGAGUUGUUUAAAUUGCAAGCCUACUUCAUGGAGUAAACGGCUUCCUCUUGCUGAGUGGUGGUAUAAUACCACCUUCCAUACCUCUGCUAGUACGACUCCAUAUGAGAUCUUAUACGGGCAGCCCCCUCCUCUUCAUCUGCCUUAUUUGCCAGGGGAGUCUAAAAAUAUUGAGGUUGAUCGCAGUCUCCACCAGCGAGAGAACAUGAUGAAAUCUCUUAAAUUUCAUCUGCAGAGAGCUCAAAAUAGRAUGGCGCAGUUGGCAAACCGACGCCGGAGUGAAAGGUGCUUCAAUAUUGGGGAUAUGGUAUUCCUUAAAUUGCAACCAUAUCGCCAAAGCACCAUUGUUGAUCUCUCAAAUCAUAAACUCAGUCCCAAGUAUUAUGGCCCCUAUAAAAUCCUUGACAAGAUAGGUGUUGUUGGCUACAAGCUCGAGUUGCCUGCUGGAGCUCAGAUUCAUAAUGUGUUUCAUGUAUCCCAGUUGAAGAAGAAUUAUUCAAAUGUUGCUGCUUCUGAUUUGCCUCUUUUCAUGGUCCCUUCCGAUGCCCCAAAAGUCCCUGAAGCUAUUCUUGAUCGUCAUAUGGUCAAGCGAGGGAAGGUGGCUGCUACAAAGGUCUUGGUCAAAUGGCAGAAUUACCCUCCUGAAGCUGCCACUUGGGAGUUCUAUUAUGAUCUCUGCAAGAAGUAUACUGGGUUUGACCUUUGA
Molecule: messenger RNA, 2448 nt
Organism: Nelumbo nucifera (sacred lotus)
Lineage: Eukaryota; Viridiplantae; Streptophyta; Magnoliopsida; Proteales; Nelumbonaceae
Source: RefSeq, a predicted model, not a curated record